UGUUUCUGCAACUACAAAAACACACACACACACCUGCUCGAUCGCAUGAGGCUAUAACCCACGAUCCGAACCGAUCCGCGCUAUAUCCCGUGCAUUUCCAGGCCCCAAAGUCCCGCUAAAUGGCAACACACCUGCUCCGCAAUGGCGCUACCUGUUGGCUGCUCAGGAACUGCAUUUCCCGCCAGGCGACAUUGAGACGCUGCCUGCAUGUGACCUCCAGUCUGGACAAGUCGGUCUCCUUCCACCUCAGCGACAUUGGCGAGGGCAUUCGCGAGGUGACCGUCAAGGAGUGGUUCGUGAAAGUGGGCGACACCGUGGAGCAGUUCGACAACCUUUGCGAGGUGCAGUCGGACAAGGCGUCGGUGACCAUCACCAGUCGCUACGAUGGCAAGAUAACCAAGCUGCACCACAAGAUCGAUGAGAUUGCCCUGGUUGGCAAGCCUCUGGUGGAUUUCGAUGUUCAGGAUGAGGAGGGCGAUGAGGCAGAGGACACAUCUUCCUCCUCUGAGAGUUCUGCCAGCGAAACGGAGCGGGAGAAGGCCACUGGAGCAGUUGCCACCUCCACUGGUGGUCGUGUCAUCACACCCGCCACGCCCUCCGUUCGCCGCCUGGCCAAGGAGCACCAGUUGGACCUGGCCAAGGUGCCGGCGACGGGCAAGAAUGGUCGUGUGCUUAAGGGCGAUAUCCUGGAGUUCCUAGGACAGGUGCCUCCGGGCACCAAUGUGCCGCAUCCCACACUGGUGGCCAAGAAGCCGGAGGCUUCUGUAGCUGCUCCAAUUCCAGUGCCCGCCGAUCGCGUGGAGGUGCUCAAGGGAGUGCGCAAGGCCAUGCUGAAGUCGAUGACGGAAUCCCUGAAAAUCCCGCACUUUGCAUACAGCGACGAGAUCGACAUGACCCAGCUGGUGCAGUUCCGCAGCCAACUGCAGGCGGUGGCCAAGGAGCACGGUGUGCCCAAGCUCACAUUCAUGCCCUUCUGCAUCAAGGCCGCCAGCGUGGCUUUGGCCAAGUAUCCCAUUGUUAACAGCUCGCUGGAUUUGGCCAGCGAAUCGCUGAUCUUCAGGGGAUCGCACAACAUCAGCGUGGCCAUCGAUACGCCACAGGGUCUGGUGGUGCCGAAUAUCAAGAACUGCCAGGCGAAGAACAUCAUCGAGAUAGCCAAGGACCUGAAUGCACUGGUGGAGCGCGGACGCACUGGCUCGCUGUCCCCGUCGGACUUUGCCGACGGCACCUUCUCGCUCUCGAACAUCGGAGUUAUUGGCGGCACCUACACGCACCCCUGCAUCAUGGCGCCCCAGGUGGCCAUUGGGGCGAUGGGCAGGACCAAGGCGGUGCCGCGCUUCAACAACAAGGACGAGGUGGUCAAGGCGUACAUAAUGAGCGUCAGCUGGUCCGCCGACCAUCGCGUCAUCGAUGGCGUGACCAUGGCCAGCUUCUCGAACGUCUGGAAGCAGUAUCUGGAGCAGCCGGCCCUCUUCCUGCUGCACUAGGCUGCCCGAAACUAAAAGCUAACUCCCACGGAUAAGGCUGUUCACCCGAUGCAUUUAUCUAGACAUAUCUAACUCUGUAAAUUGUACGACAAUCCGUUUUGGUCCGGAGCAAGUGCCAUGUGCCGCCGCCCAUCCCCGAAAUGUGCAUUUAUAGGAGGCAAGCUGCUCUGAGCGGCUCCUCGAUUACUUUAAGCUCCUGGCGCACAUGGCUGGCCCUCCGUCUACCUUUGUCUUUUUUUUUGUUUACCCGCAUUUAUAUAUCAGUUUUUUCGUAGUUUGAUAAGCAGCAGCUUUAGCGUACAGUUCAACUGUAGUGUGUGCAUUUAUUUUAAAGCUUUGUUUUAAUGGCUGUCCAAUAAAUAUCCCAAACGGUUUAUGUGAA
Messenger RNA from Drosophila takahashii, 1869 nucleotides. It is a transcript of the gene Dbct, whose product is annotated as Dihydrolipoamide branched chain transacylase E2. Gene Ontology annotation, cellular component: mitochondrion; cytoplasm. NCBI's taxonomy places the organism in Eukaryota, Metazoa, Arthropoda, Insecta, Diptera, Drosophilidae. Gene Ontology annotation, molecular function: acetyltransferase activity; lipoic acid binding. The record is from RefSeq and is a predicted model, not a curated record.